Messenger RNA from Tachyglossus aculeatus (Australian echidna), 3091 nucleotides. It is a transcript of the gene SUSD2, whose product is annotated as sushi domain containing 2. The record is from RefSeq and is a predicted model, not a curated record. Bases 102 to 2615 code for a protein of 837 amino acids. NCBI's taxonomy places the organism in Eukaryota, Metazoa, Chordata, Mammalia, Monotremata, Tachyglossidae. The transcript has 16 exons.
CCAGUCCUUCCAGUCCUGCCACUGUCCCGCCCAGAGGAGCCCGCAGAGUCCCCAGGCCCGGGGCCCUCCAGCUUUUCUGCGCCCCCAAACCCCGGCCCACCAUGGACCAAUGCUGGACGCCCCUCCUCCUCCUCUUCGUCCUCCCCCAACCCUGCUCCAGCAGGCCUCUCCGGACUGCAGGCGGUUCUGCGGGUGCAGCUGUGGACGGACUGGGCCUCCGCCCCCAAGAUGCCCAGGGUUCCUGUGCCUUUCGCUGCGGGGACCUCGUGGGAAACUGCUCCUGCCACACCACCUGCUCGGGCCUGGGCACCUGCUGCACCGACUUCCAGGAAUUCUGCCUGCAGAUCUCACCCUACUCGGGCUCGGUGAUGGGUGGAAAGGACUUCCAGAUCCUCCAUGUGGCCGCCAACAGCUCGGCGGAAAUCCGGUGCAGGUUCAACCACGGGGAGGUGGAAACCCGGGGCUCUGUGGACAACGGCGGAAACGUUCACUGCAUCUCCCCGCUGCUGUACGAGAGUGGCCGUAUCCCGUUUGAGCUGUCGGUGGACGGGGGACGGUCGUUCCCACGCUCGGGGACCUGGCUGGCAGUUCACCCCAGCAAGGUGGCAGCGGAAGAAAAGAGCGAGCUGGUGAACGAGACCAAGUGGCAGUACUAUGGCACUCCCGGGACGGGGGGCAACCUGACCCUGAUUUGGGCACCUCAGAUCCUCCAGGCCCCCAAGGUCAAUAUCGAGCUCUGGGGCUACCAGGAGACAGGGGCUCCGUACUCCGAGGCCUGGGAGGCCCACUGGACCUACCUGUACGACGUGGCCCGGGAGCUACCCAACAGCGGCGCCUUCACCUUCACCCCACUGCCCGCCGCCACGCAGCACCAGAGCUGGGAGGUGGGAGCCCUGCGUCUCUCAGCCCAUGGACACCCUGCCGGACAGAAGGACAUCCACGCAGUGUGGAGCAAUGAGCACGCCCUGGCCUGGCACCUGGGGGAAGACUUCCGGAGGGAUGCCGCCGCCUGGGCCACCAAAAAGUGCCUGGCAUGGGACAAGCAAGAGGACCAGCUGCCUGACUUCCUGAAGGAAAUUCCUGACUGCCCCUGCACCCUGGCCCAGGCCCGGGCCGACACUGGCCGCUUCCACACGGACUAUGGCUGUGACAUCGAGAAGGGCAGCGUGUGCACUUACCACCCCGGGGCCGUGCACUGUGUGAGAGGCGUGCAAGCCAGCCCCCGCUACGCCGCCGGCCAGCAAUGCUGUUACGACGCCUCGGGGACGCAAGUGCUGACCGGGGACUCGACCGGAGGGAGCACCCCGGACCGCGGCCACGACUGGGGCUCCCCGCCUUUCCGGAAGCCCCCGAGGGUGCCCGGCCUGUCCCACUGGCUCUACGACGUUAUCACCUUCUACUACUGCUGCCUGUGGUCCCCUAACUGCAACUACUACUUCAAGCGCCGGCCUUCCAGCGACUGCCGGACCUACCGCCCGCCCCGAGCCGCCUCGGGCUUUGGAGACCCGCACUUCCUGACCUUUGACGGGGCCAACUUCACCUUUAACGGCCUGGGGGAGUACGUGCUUCUGGAGUCCAACCUGACCAGCCUGAGCGUGCAGGGCAGGACCUGGCCAGCCCAGAUGCCCAAUGGAUCCGAGGCGCAGGCCACGGGCCUCUCAUCAGUGGCCAUGCGGGAGGGCAGCUCGGACGUGAUUGAGGUCCGCCACCUGGAGAGGACAGCCGGGCUGGAAGUGCUGCUGAACCAGGAGGUGCUGGACUUGUCGGAACAGAGCUGGAUGGACCUGAAAGGUCUCUUCCUGUCAUCAUCGGCCGCAGGCAGGAGCAUCAGGAACGUGUCGGUGAUGUUCGCCUCGGGAGCCGGGGUGGAGGUGCGGGGACCGGGAAGCCCCUGGGGGCUCAGCGUGGCCGUACUGCUGCCGGAGAGCUUCUGGGAUCGCACCUGGGGGCUCUUCGGGAGGCUCAACGGGGCCCCGGGGGACGACAUCGCCUUCCGCAACGGCACGGCCCUGCCUUCUGACGCUGACCCUUGGCAGCUGCUGGACUUCGGUGCUGACUGGGCUGUCCGCAACGAGACCUCCCUCUUUACGUACGACUCCCGGCGCCUGGUGGACACUUUCCUCCUGGGCCCGAAGCACAACUCGUCCUUCCUGCCGGUGCUCAUCCCCCACCCCGACCCCGGUGACCCCCUGACCCCCGAGGCGGCGGCCCUCUGCAGCGGAGAUCCUUUCUGCACCUUCGACGCCCUGGCCACCCGCAGCCUCAGCCUGGCCAACGCCACCAGGAUGGCCCAUCUGUGGCACCGGCAACUGGUGGGCAGCCUGAGUCCAGUGAUCUCCUGUGGCCGGCUCCCGCCCCCAAGCAACGGGAACAAGUCCGGGACCAACUACCUGGCCGGCUCAACCGUGCUCUUUACCUGCCAUCCGGGCUAUGUCCUGGCGGGGUCGGGGGAGCGGACCUGCCAACCCGACGGGACCUGGUCAGGAUCCCCGGCCCAGUGUGGGGCAGGCCAGAACCGGGCUGUCCUGCUGGGGGUCAUCUUUGGCCUUCUGGGCGCUGGGGCUGUGGUUGCCCUGAGCUUCCUGUUGUUUAAGAAAAGAUGCAGCGCAGUCUGAUGGAAAGAACUCCGGGCCUGGAAGUGGGAGGACCCGCGCUCUAAUCCCGGCUCUGCCACUUACCUGCAUGUGCGAUCUUGGGCCGGCCUCGUCCCAGGGCUACAGCAACGACUUUGGAGGAUCCCAGGUUUCUGGCCUAGGCCCUGCUGCGGUGGUCACUGUGGCAAUGGGACAAGAAGCUGUGAAAAUCCAGAGGAAGGAAAGCCCCUGAGGGGGGAUGAGAAGGAGCGGAGGAACUCUAGCAGGCCUGUCCAUUCUCCAUCCCCGGCUCCCGGCCCCCGGCCCAGGACCUCUUCUUCUCGGACUCGGCCGUGAGCCGCAGACUAAGAAGUCAGGGGGAUCCUCCUCGAGCCCGUCCAUUGCUGACUGGUCCUGGGCUGGGCUCUUAGCGAUGCUUAGAGAGGAAUCUGGGGCUCCCUGGUCCCCCAUUUCUCACCCUGCCCAGGGUGAGACCCAGGACCCAGCAGGGGUGGGGA